UUGGCGCGUUUCAACGAGUGGUGCGGCGGCUGAGGGAAAGAGUUGGCCUCCGGGAGUGUGAAGUUGGGAUUCAACAGACUGAGCUAAGUCGGACAACACCAGAGAAUGGCAGAGUGGGAAAAAUGACUGUGCAUGAAAUCAUGGAGAAUUACUGGGGGAAUGUCCCAGAGAAGGAAUGGAGGAAGAGCAUCUGGCAAUUUCAAGAUGCCAGGGCGUUCCAGUGCAAAUUCAGGAUCAACUGGUUUCAUCUCCUUCAGUGGUAUAGAGUCUGCUCUCUCUUCCCUAAAAAACUUCCAGUCCUGUAUCAGCUCUGGAAUGGACACAGUUUCUAGUGUUGCUUUGGAUCUUGUGGAGACUCAGACUGAAGUGAGCAGUGAAUACAGUAUGGACAAGGCCAUGGUUGAAUUCGCUAUGAUGGAUCGGGAGCUAAACCAUUACAUUAAGGCUGUUCAGUCUGCAAUAAAUCAUGUAAAAGAAGAACGUCCAGAAAAUAUACCAGAUUUAAAAUUAUUGGUGGAGAAGAAAUUUUUGGCUUUACAGAAUAAGAAUUCUGAUGCAGACUUUCAGAAAAAUGAAAAAUUUGUACAGUUUAAGCAACAGCUGAAAGAACUAAAGAAGCAAUAUGGUCAACAAGCAGACCGAGAGACAGAGGGACCAGGAGUUGAUGAAGAUAUGAUUGUGACCCAGAGCCAGAUUAACUUCAUCUGCCCCAUUACCCAGUUGGAAAUGAAGAAACCAGUGAAAAAUAAAGUGUGUGGCCACACCUAUGAAGAGGAAGCCAUUGUUCGCAUGAUUGAAUCCAAGCACAAGCGGAAGAAGAAGGCCUGGAUGAAGCACUGCGAAGAGCAAUUGAAGGUCAUAAUAAGAAAAGAUGUCGUCAGCCCGUGUAGAGCAAAGCCAGCAGCCCCCAGGGCAGCCAGCAGCCUACCUCUGACCCUAGCCAUCUGUGAGAGGGAUGUGUGCCAGGCCUUGAAGGCCCAGCUGCACAGCAUACUUCGUUUGGGUGAAACUUGAUGGUUGUGAAGUGUGAUCGAAAGCACUUUUUUUAAGUGACACAAUACAAAUGCAAGCACAUUACACAGUUUUUUAAAUGUUCGAUAAUUUUAAAUAAAACAUUGAUUA
This is a messenger RNA of Dipodomys ordii (Ord's kangaroo rat), 1122 nucleotides long. RefSeq names its product non-SMC element 2, MMS21 homolog (S. cerevisiae) (gene Nsmce2). The record is from RefSeq and is a predicted model, not a curated record. Gene Ontology annotation, molecular function: zinc ion binding; SUMO ligase activity; ubiquitin-protein transferase activity. Gene Ontology annotation, biological process: protein ubiquitination; double-strand break repair via homologous recombination; protein sumoylation. NCBI's taxonomy places the organism in Eukaryota, Metazoa, Chordata, Mammalia, Rodentia, Heteromyidae. The coding region runs from base 133 to 1014 and encodes 293 amino acids. The transcript is spliced from 8 exons. Gene Ontology annotation, cellular component: Smc5-Smc6 complex; nucleus.